AUGAAAGCAGCAUUAAACCAUAGAGGCGACCCUGCCGCUCUGACACUUUUGGCACGCCCAGAAAGCCAUAGUUCAAAGAAGGGUCCCACGCAAGCACGCAAAGCCCCUGCCCGCAUUUCCGCGAGGGUAGACAGGGACUCGUCCUCUGUGCUUAGUGGCCAGGUUCCCAGCGCUCCUUGGGAUCUAGAGUUGUCGCCCCCUCAGCUUGUGUUCAAGGAGGUGAUUCCUUUCUCCCGCCGAUGUGCCCCCUUAGUGAUUCUCAACAAAGGAAAAAGGCCUCAUCCAGUUCGAGUACUGAAUAAAGAGGACGGGGGUCUAUGCAUAGGCACAGGCACUGAGCUCAGGCCUUAUCCUGUUCUGUGUCCUUUGCUAGCUCCAGGGCUGUCCCUUCGUGUGCAUGUGGAGGCUCCGCCUGUUGUGGGACUCUUUAGUAAAACUUCACUACGGAUUCUUGGGGCUCGUCAGCAGGUGGAGGUUCCAGUGGAGGCUCGAGCUCCUGUGGUUCGGUUCAGGUGCCCUCCCCGAUUGCGGUUCCCAGUUUGUUUUCCAGGGCAGCUGCAGCAACAGCUAUUCCCCGUAGCAAACACGAGCACGUAUGUCAUGAAAGCGCAAGUCAGCAUAGGCCGAGACGUCAGUGCUCCCCUAAGAAAUUUGCUUGAGCAGCAACUCGUGCGCCUCAGUAUUCAUCCUCAGAAGUUGAAAAUAGAGCCGGGAUCUGUUGGCGUUUUCACGGCUGAGCUGCGCUUGGACUGCCCAGCAGAGGUGACCUUACCUCUCACAGUAGUUUGUAAAAAGUCAUUAAAGACACCUGUAUCUCCCCGAUGCAGUCUGGUGGCAACGACAGGCUUGGCCGACAGCCAGCCUCCCACAGGCGUCGUCCAGUGCUCAAGGCGGCCGCCAGCUUUGGCGGGUACGGUGCAAUGGUCGGGCACCGAGCCUUGUGUCGAGGGUCACCUCCAGCUGCACGCCUCGUGCGUCGCACCGCGCUGGUCGUUCUCAAUUGACGGUCGAGAGCUGAAGAUUCUGGACUUAGGGGCGCUCUUUCAGGGUCAAGAGCGCUGUGUCACUUUGCACGCAGACAAUCUUUCAGCCCUUCCUCUGGCAAUGUGUUUUGCCGCCCCAGAGUCAACAUUCAGAUUUCCCACAGGGAAAAUUAAAGCAGAGCCUAGGAACUAUGAGACAUUCCAGCUAAAAGAACAGGGCGUUCGGGGAUCAAACGGUGUGCCUUCUCAGGAGGGACUAGAUUAUAGGGACUAUUAUUCAGUCGUUAAAGCGGCUGACAGGUCGGAGCUGGCAGAGGGCUCCCAUGAUGGUGGAGUCAUUGCAAGUCCUCGUACAGCUGGGCCCCUCUUGGACGAUUCCAACUUAUCCGAAUCUUCAAGGAGCACAGAAUGCAGAGAUACCUCAUGGGCUGCCCUUAUUGAAACGUUUGCCUCACCGAAAACUGAGGUGCAGAGUAGUCUCGAAAUAGCAAAUGUUGAGGACCUCCCGAAGCCACUAGACAACCUGACAGCACCUCGAGGUGCAACGCAUCGAAGAGUGGGGUGGCCUCGCCAAAGACAGCAACAGCGGGUACCCAACGGGACCAAAAAAGAGCCUCACGAACGCCCAAGAGAAGAUACGUCUUACCCUUCAGCUCAAAAGGAAGCUCCGAAUCCUGGUAACGCGGAACAGUUCCCAUGCCUCCCACCGAAAGGGCCCCAGCUCAAGCGGCGGCGCUGGAUUUCUCCGCCCAUUGUUUCCAUUCCAAGAAGUGAGCCAGCUAUGGCGGCAGCAAUCGCUAAGGAAGGAGGCCACGGACCUGUAAGAGAGCCCCUGCCUCAAGCAAAUAAUGAACAGGAACAGCCCAUACAGGGAUCCCUUUCACAGUCUUCCUCUCAAAUGGCUAUACAGCGCCGAUACUCUUACACGCCCUCGACUUUACUUCAAAGUCUUGUGGGGCUGGAUGACUUGUUACACCUGUACGACAUCGAGGUAACCCCAUCCAUGCUGCUGCUGCCUCCUCGGUCCUCCGCAGCAGUACGCCUGACACUACGGACUCAGCCCUGUGAGAUUCGUCGCGGGUUUCAGCACAUGCAAAAUUGGCGCAACUUGCAGGUGCCCUUGGCCUUCCAGCUACACGUGAUGGUGGCCGUUGCUGGCCAAUGCCCCACGCGCAGCGGCGAGGAAGAGCUUGCCUGCACCGGGACUCCAACGACAGCGACACGACAUCUUCGAACCACUAGCAGAUGUAACAAUAGCUGGCUCUCCUCACAUUUAAAGUCUACGCGUACGGCAUACCCGGCAGCGAGGGGAGCUCUCAGCGAGCCCACCGGCCAAGUAAAUUCCUGCAUGCCUCUUCCAGCUCCAAAAGGAAGGCCCAUCGUGGCGCGCCUGCGGCCAGAGACAGCUGGGACAGGCCUCACUAGCGACAAAUCCCGCAGAGGUGGGAUCAGGGGAGGGGACCAGAGCGACUCUUCGGACCCACGAGAAAAAUCUGUAUGUGUCCUUUUGUACGAUAUGCUUCGAGCAUUUAUUGCAGAGAAAGGGGAACAGCAUAAUGACCAGAGGCUGCUCUCAUUGCCUAAUCAUUGUCCAGUACCCGUCCCAUGCAUCUCCGCUACAGGUUCAUGCUGUAUAACGUUGCAAGAUGUGGCAGUGCCGUCGACGCAGGCCUCGCCAUGCAUGCCACCGCUAGACGUUGUGAAAAAUUCUGUAGGCAUCACAUAUAAACAGUCGUGCUGCAGUGGCUCAGGAGAUUCUUACUGCGUUUCUAGCGAGGGGCUUUCUCUACAAGAGAGGCAGAGCGUCACUCACCAGUUUUUUCAGGGUUGCUGCGUGUUGAGCUUGCCACGUCUGGAAUUGUCGCCUGCUGAGCUGCACUUUGCUGGCUGCCCUGUGGGGGAGUGCCAGCAGCAGGCGCUGUACUUGUACAACUGCAGCGCCGAACUUAGCUUGGACUUCUGCUUUGACGCUCGCCACCCCUUCCGCUGUAUGCCCUCCCAGGGAAAGGUGCCCCCCCAACAGCAAGUGCAGGUACACGUUAUCUUCGCUCCGACGCGAAUGGGGCCAGUAAGGCAAAAGCUAAAUGUUUUCUUCUGCAACCGGUCGUAUAGCAGGACUGUGUGUAUUGUAGGGACGGGCCUUAUCACGUCGAGACUCCCACCAUGA
This is a messenger RNA of Eimeria tenella, 3150 nucleotides long. RefSeq lists its product as uncharacterized. Lineage: Eukaryota; Apicomplexa; Conoidasida; Eucoccidiorida; Eimeriidae. The transcript has a single exon. Bases 1 to 3150 code for a protein of 1049 amino acids. The record is from RefSeq and is a predicted model, not a curated record.